Colletotrichum destructivum is the source of this 891-nucleotide messenger RNA. RefSeq lists its product as uncharacterized. NCBI's taxonomy places the organism in Eukaryota, Fungi, Ascomycota, Sordariomycetes, Glomerellales, Glomerellaceae. The record is from RefSeq and is a predicted model, not a curated record. The transcript has a single exon. Bases 90 to 764 code for a protein of 224 amino acids.
ACCCAUUAAUAUAUUUGAUAGAUUUCUUUGAUUUCCUUGUCACUUGUCUCCCGGUGAGACUCAUUUUUUCUCCACCACCCGGCUCUACAAUGUCUCAUAAGGACUCGCGCUGUUUCCGAACCCGCAAGGACGGCUUGAUCGCUAAAGCCCACGAAAUCCAGAAACGCGUUCCUGGCACCAAGGUGGCUAUCUUUGCCUUCUACAAAGGCAAAAUGUACAGUUACCAGUCCGAUGAGAAUUGGCCCGUCGACCCCUUCAAAAUUGAGGGCGUUGUCGCUGUGCCGGACGAUCAAAAGCUUCCGGACCACUUCGCCACGAUUUCUGUGGAAAGGACCUCCCGCCACGGCUCCGGAUCGAGUAGAUCCAUGAGCUCGGACGAAGUUUCAGUUCUGACGGGCGGCGGAUCUGCUCCCAUGCCGGUGUAUAAUCCAUCAAAGCCCUUUACACCUGCCUCGAGGAUGGCCACUCCUCCCAUGUCGUCAAUCACCGUAGACGCACUUGAACCUUCCUUGCCACCAGUAGCCACAGCAAGGUCGGCGAUGAACAGAACCUCCGCGGUCGCUUCUUCAAGCUCCCCACUACCUGUAACCGUCAGCCCAUCGAUGACGACCUCCACCUGGGGACCGACCUCCCCCUGGCGACCGAGGACGCCUCUGACGAGAGGCUCUCCUCGACCGUCAGCAACAGCGUCCAAACCGCAAGGUGUGACCAAGGCAUCGUCAACAAGUCGCACGGUCAACAAGUUUCCGAAAUACUUCAAUUAAGAACAGGUGUUUUCAGAGUGUUUUGAUUUACGCUAGAGUUAGGCAUUGAGAAUGAUGUAAACUCCGCUUCGGGUUAGGAUGUACAUUGCUAGACAGUACAGUAUGUAUUCAAUGUCAUCAUUCUGCU